Penaeus vannamei (Pacific white shrimp) is the source of this 1639-nucleotide messenger RNA. The record is from RefSeq and is a predicted model, not a curated record. NCBI's taxonomy places the organism in Eukaryota, Metazoa, Arthropoda, Malacostraca, Decapoda, Penaeidae.
GAAGUCAAGAAGCGUCAGUCUCGUGUGUAAAGUAGUGUAGUAUAGAUGACCACGUCGAGGCAGUUAAUUAAUUCCGUUAACUGAAGGAAGACGAAGAAUGGCACUGUUCCGGUCCCUCCUUUCACGCGGAGUGCCACAGAGUCCUCCUGCUGCAGCUCUCUGUCAUGGCACAUCCCGUGUCACCUUCGCCCGGUGCCUCAGUGCUACCAAGGAAAUCCCGGGGCCAAAAACACUUCCUGUAGUAGGUGUUUUGUUCUCCAUGUUAUCGGAUAAAGAUUUUGACAAGAAUAACAUCCAUCUAUAUUUCAAGAAACUUUUCAAGAUCUACGGUCCAAUUGUGAAGCUGAAGUUUCCGGGAAAGCCGACGACAGUCAUUCUCAACGACCCAGAGGACAUGAAAUGGAUUCACCACUGCACGAAGGACAACCCUGUGAGAGGGGGGCUCGAGGCGCUAAAGAAGGCUCGCUAUUUGGACGAUUAUUUUGAGAAGAAAGGAGGUAUAACUGUUGAAGGAGGAGUGGUGACUAUGAGGAGGAAGGUCCAUUUCCUGUUAAUGAAGCUAGGCAACAUCCUACUAUGUGACAGGUAUCCAGUCACAGUUAAAACUGUUCUACAGUGGCUACCCACAAAUUUAAUUCACAGAAUUUCCAAAGAGAGGAAUGAAGAGGGCGAGUUGACUUCAGAUCUCAAGGAUUUGCUACAAAAAUGGUCACUUGAGACUGUUUGCCUGAUUUCCCUCAACAGGCACCUCGGUAGUUUGGACCCAACUCUUCCCAUUGACUCAGAGCAGAUGAAGUGCAGCAGAGCUGCCAUAGACUUCUUGAGGUGCACUUUUGAGUGUGAAGAAAAAUUCCUGUGGAAAAUUUACCCAACCAAGACCUUCAAGACAUUGCAAGAGUCUUUAAAGAUUCUUACAGAGGUGUGCGACAGGACACUUCGGGAAUUCAAAGAGGGGAUAGAGGAAAGGAACACGAGAGACCCAGAUCGUAGCCUCAACAUGAUUGAACAACUGUUGCUGGAUCCAGAUCUCUCACACAAGGACGUUGUCACUUUCAUGAUUGACCUCCUACCCGGGGGAACAGAGACAAUGACCAAUUCCAGCAUAGUGUUUUUAUACCUUCUGGCCAAACACCCUCACGCUCAAGCCAAAGUCCAAGAGGAGGUUGAUCGUGUGCUUGGAAGGGACUUGAGCCCAAUCACGGCCAAGCAAAUAAAUCAACUGUCUUAUAUCAGAGCAACUUUGAAAGAAAGCUUUAGAUUAUUACCUCCUGCUAUAGGAACAAAUAGGAUACUACAGAAUGAUGUCAAAAUCAGAGGAUAUACUCUUCAUAAAGGGUGGAACUGUAUAAUGUUGAGUGGUGUCUCUGGCUUGGAUGAGUCACAGUUCCCUCGGCCACAAGACUUUGUCCCUGAACGCUGGCUGCGGCAUCAACCCCUGGGCCAGAUUCAUCCCUUUGCCUCACUUCCAUUUUCGCAGGGAACACGCAUGUGCAUUGGUCGUCGCAUCUUUGAACAGAAUAUGUAUAUUUUGAUAGCAAGGACUCUGCAACGCUACAACCUCGAGUGGAGAGGAGAGGACCUCCGCAGAGAGCAUUCUAUAGUGUUUAAUGCCGACGAAGAGAAGAGUCAUCCCUUAUAG